GUCGGGACCUGCUUCAUUCUUCAUUCUCCUCUUCUCCUCUUCUCCCUUCCCUGCUCCCUCCACUCCCCAGUCGCACCGUUCUAUCGAUCUCCCAAAAUCCAUAUAUUACACCGUCCGCUAUGUCUUUCGAUCGCUUAGAUUCCCUAGAGUCCCAGCCGACGACAAUGCGCCGGUCCGAUGACCCCGAGUACCGAGAUGACCCGGAGUUUGAUCGCUUCACCGAAAAUCUCUCGAACAAGUUGUUCUCGCUCACCUCGAACAUCACGCGGCUGUCCGACCAGAUCGUCCUCUUAGGGACGCGACGGGAUACGGAGAGAGUACGCGAGCGGGUCCACACCCUGCUGGAACAAACUCGUGCCGGUUUCAAGGAUGCAGCUGAGGGCAUUAAGAAGGUCCAGAUGUGGGAGGACGUAAACCCCUCCCAAAAAUGGACUCAGCAGAAACUGUCUUCAGAAUUUCGCGCCACCUUGGACGAGUUCCAGACGAUCCAGCGUCGCGCACUGGAGAAGCAACGCGCCUCUGCUGUGGCUGCUCGCACCGCCGUGGAGGAGGGCGAGCUGCCUGCCGAGGGUCACGGCGGGGAACAGCAGCAGCAGCUCCAGCAACAGCUGGAGGAGCAGCAACCCCGCCUGGCGAACCAAGACGAGGUGGACUUCCAAGAAUCGCUCAUCAUCGAGCGGGAGACGGAAAUCCGGAACAUCGAGCAAAGUGUCGGCGAACUCAACGAACUGUUUCGUGAUGUCGCCCACAUUGUCCACGAGCAAGGGGGCCAACUCGACAUUAUCAGCGACAAUGUCGAGAAUGUCACGCACGACACUCGCGGGGCGAAUGUCGAACUGCGUAGCGCCAGCCGACACCAGAAGAAUGCUCGCAAUAAGGCGUGUUGCCUUCUUGUGAUCCUCGCCGUGAUCCUCCUGAUCAUUGUGCUGGCGGCUACCCUUGGAUAGACGGGUGUGACCAUCCUCAUGUGUUUUUUAUAUCCUCUCGAAGACGCCGAUGUGUUUUGAUACACCAGAAUUUCCUAUGAUAUCCUCUAAUGUCUUGUUCAUCUUAUGUGUGGUUGUGAUGUCUUCAACUACUACUGCCAUUUUGCGUUCUGUCUUGGGAUUUACUACAUGGUCGACAGGCGCCUAUGGAGUGGGCAUGCGCAACGACUUUCUUUCUUUCUAUUUUUUUUUUUUUGUUUUUCUACGUCCAUGUCUGUCUUUUUAACCUUUUACAUGUGAUUGGAGUAUUGCUAUCAUACAUAGCUUCUGUUAUACAAAGAUUAUACAUCGUCA
Aspergillus candidus is the source of this 1280-nucleotide messenger RNA. Its product is annotated as SNAP receptor PEP12. Gene Ontology annotation, biological process: vesicle fusion; Golgi to vacuole transport; intracellular protein transport. The coding region runs from base 120 to 947 and encodes 275 amino acids. Lineage: Eukaryota; Fungi; Ascomycota; Eurotiomycetes; Eurotiales; Aspergillaceae. Gene Ontology annotation, cellular component: membrane; endomembrane system; SNARE complex. Gene Ontology annotation, molecular function: SNARE binding; SNAP receptor activity. The record is from RefSeq and is a predicted model, not a curated record. The transcript is spliced from 2 exons.